Messenger RNA from Laccaria bicolor S238N-H82, 909 nucleotides. RefSeq lists its product as uncharacterized. Bases 1 to 909 code for a protein of 302 amino acids. The transcript is spliced from 3 exons. The record is from RefSeq and is a predicted model, not a curated record. Lineage: Eukaryota; Fungi; Basidiomycota; Agaricomycetes; Agaricales; Hydnangiaceae.
AUGGCGUCCAUGUUCAAACUGCCUCCCCUCCUGGCUUCUUUCUUUUCCCUCUUCCCUCUCCAUACAUAUUCCUCAAUCCCCCCUCUCAACAAACUUGCGGUCUCGCUUCCUACUUUGUGGAUACACCCACCACGCGAUUCAUCAACACCCUCAGAAGCAAACCUGCUCAGCGAAGAUGUUGAAUGCCUUAAAUGGCAGGCCUAUCUUGCCCUUCGCGGUCUCAAAAAUAUCAAGAUUCGGAGCGACGUCAAAGCUGAAGGUGGUAUCGAACGUCGUCUACCCACCCUCCAUGUACCAACCUCUGAGAGUCUCGAAAAGAACGAGGCCUUGAACAUCUCUGAAUGUUCAGAGAACGGACAGCUACUCCCCACCCACCUCAUCCCUACUUGGGUCGACACGAAGCUUGGUGUAAAUUUCAAUGCAGACUCUUUGGAGGGAUACAAAGACGAAGCUGCACGAGAUGAAAGCAGAGCGUGGGUUGCUCUCCUUGAGGGUGUAGUUCAUGCAGCACUUAUCUUAUUCCAGCCGACACCAUCGCCCCUUCGGUUGCUCCUACUCACUCCGAACGCGAUUUCAUCGAACGACAUCCUCCCUGCCAUCCUUUCCCCUCCCCCGCCCCCUCUUACCGGUCUUUCCUCAUUUCUGCCGCCCUUUGGGACGCGUCCUCCAAGGGCCAACAUCCUUUCACAAUACCGCGACGCCAUCGUUUCCCUAUCCGAACGUUUAGGGACGGACAAAUGGUUUCUUGGUUCAAGUGAUCCCACACCACUCGACGCCCUAGCAUUUGCCUACCUCCACUGCCUCCUCCACUCACACGAAACCAUACGCAUCGAGGUGACGCGUCGUGUCAAUCUCGUUGCCUGGGAGUGGCGAGUGCGCUGUCUAGUGCGGUCUGGAUUUACGCAAUAG